AUGGGGAUCCCAGGCACCCUGCCCAGCACCUGGGCUGGGAGGCAGGACACAGCCACCUCGAGGACUGCUGGGACAUCAUGCCUGGAGGCUACUGGAGCCACUGAACCACCUCCAGUGCUGCUUGAGCCCAAGGAGGUCAUUUCCAGCCCUCACUCAGGCUGCAGGGAGCAGGACAGGCAACAGAGGAGCGGGGAUGGCUCUGCCAGCUUGGUGUGGGCAGCCACGCCGGGGAUGCUCUUCCAGGAGGACAAGCAGACCAGCCUUCACCCUCUCAGCCUGUCCUGGGUGUUUGGCUACAACAGCAGCCUGGCCGUGCACAGCCUGAUGGAUGGGGAGGACCAGGUGAUCCUGUACGUCUCCUCACACACGGCUGUCAUCCACGAUGUCCUGGGGAACAGGCAGUACCACCUGCAGGGCCACGCAAAUGUUAUUUCUUGCCUGUGUGUGAGUGAAGACAGGCGCUGGGUUGCAACCGCCGACCGAGGGCCAGAUGCUCUGGUCAUCAUAUGGGACUCCUACUCUGGGAUACCGGUGCGCACCAUCUUUGGGAGCCAUCCAGAGGAUGGAGUCAGUGCUAUUGCUAUUUCCCAGGAUGCGAAGUAUUUGGCAACCAUUAGUGCUGGUAAAGUGCAGAGAGUUUGUGUUUGGAAGUGGACUUCGACUGCAGAGGAACCCCUGUGCAGCACGGAGCUGAGGCCUGAGUUUGGGUAUCAGGAUUAUGUCAUUUUUAACUCUCAAAAUCCCUAUGAGUUUGUCAGCAACAGCAAAACCCAGGUGAUAUUUUACCUGUGGAGUGACGCUGGUUUGCAGUACGGAACACCACUCCUGAGCAGCCGGACUUUCAACAGUGUGGUGGGACACUUCAGCCAGUCGGUUUUUCAUUUCAACAACUCGCAAGCUCUGACAGGCACCUCGGCUGGGAAGCUGGUGGUGUGGGAAGCGGCCAGUCCCUGCAUACCCUCCAAGGAACCGCCGGCCAAGCCGCACAGCAUGAAGGCCACCAAACUGGUGCCUCUGCAGAAGGACAGCCUUACUGUGCUCAAGGUGUUCGAGUGCUGCAUAGUAACAGGGGAUGUGAACGGUCAGGUUAAGUUCUACGACGGACAGCUGCAGGUCCUCAUCUGCUACAGCCACAGCAAAGUGGGUCCCAUUCGGUCCAUCUCCUUCGCCAAAGCCCCUCCUGAUCUUCCUGGUGCCUCCCCAGCCUGCUCCACCUCCUUCAUCUCCAGCAGCCAGCCCUUUGCCACCAGGAACUUUAUCCUUUCAACCUCUGAUGCAACCGUGCUCCGUGUUGCAACAGACAGGACAGACUUUGAAAAAGUCAUGGAAGAGGCGAAGAAAGCUGUGAAUGCCAUCGCCUGUCACCCCCGGCAGGGACUUGUUGCUGUGGGGAGUCACUGUGGGCUGCUGAAGGUGUGGGAUUACCAGCAGAACAAGUACCUUGUUAGCAGGAUUUUCACCAAGGCUGGCAUCCAGUGCUUGUCCUAUGACCCCAAAGGUUAUUUUUUGGCUGCUGGUUUUACUGAUGGAAGCAUUUACAUCCUCGAUGCCAUUUCUCUUCAGUCCAGCUGCAAAGAGUUCAAGUUCUCGCACGGUCCCAUAACUCAUAUUAGCUUCUCUCACGAUUCCGAGUACAUCGCAACUGCUGAUGAGAAAUACGCGGUGACUGUUUACAAGAGUGUCGUGCAAAACGGAAGCAGAUGCUGGGAACACCUAGCAGGGCUUCAUUCUCACUACAAACCCAUCCGGAGCAUCCUCUUUGGGGUGCAGUCAGAUAGCAAUGAGCCCAGGCUCCUGAGCCUUGGGGAGGACCGGCAGCUGGUUGAAUAUGACCUGAACAGCAGCAGCAAGGACCACUUGGUGGUCUUGCACAGGGACCGGGUGGAGCAGAUUGCUGUGCCUCUGUGUUUGGCCUGGUACCCACAGCUCAGCACUGAGUCCUUUAUCCUCACUGCCAACAACUGCUACAAAAUGAAGCUCUACAAUGCGACGACCAAAAUAUGCAGAAAGACCCUUUUGGGACCUACCUAUGGCUCCCCAUUGGAGAAGAUGCAAAUCCUCCCAACAACAAACACCACAGAUCCCCAGAAACACUAUCUGGCAUUCAUCACAAAGGACAAGGUGGGCUUGCAGAUUUUGCCUGUCGACGGCAACCCCCACAAGUCCUCAGCUUUCAUGUGCCACCCCGAUGGUGUGUCUGACCUUGCUAGCUCCUACGACGGACGCUACGUCUUUACAGCAGGGGGGAGCGACUGCACUGUUAUGAAAUGGGAGGUCAACCUAAAUGCCUUGGAUGCUGCUGCUUCUCUGGGUGGGGAGGACUUGAUCCCAUUCUACAACCUACUGGACGGUGGUAGAGAAGGCGAAUUCUUCAGGGAACUGGAAGACUAUUUUUACUACGCACAGCUGCGCAGCCAGGGCAUCGAUACGCUGGAGACCAGACAGGUGUCAACACAUAUUCCCUUGGAGGAAAUUCCUUCUGUAAUGAGAGCAAUGGGAUUUUACCCAUCAGAGGGAAAGAUUGAAGAAAUGAUAAGCGAAGUAAAAUUCAGCAAGUAUGUGGAUACUGGAGAACAAGUGACAAAAAUCAAUUUAGGGGAUUUUAUCAAACUUUAUAUAAAUCAUCGACCUGCGUUUGGCUUGUCAAUGAGAAAAAUACAACGAGCGUUUCAGGUUCUUGGCUAUGAUAAUGAGAAUGGAGACAAAGCUAUUGACAGAGGAGACUUACUGUUGCUGCUUCAGCGCAGAGGGGAGCAGAUGACCGAGGAAGAGCUGGCACAGUGUCUGACCACCCUCCUGGGCAGGCGUCCGGCGCAAGGAGGAUCUGAACCGGACACCGACGAUCCUGCAGGUGCAGCAGCUUUGAGCGAAGAAGAAAUUCCAGAGGAAAUCACAGCAGAGAUAUUCGCUGCUGACAUUCUUGGCUUACCUAUUGCUGAAUCAGAAAAAAAGAACAGAAAACAAGAGAGGUGA
Molecule: messenger RNA, 2973 nt
Organism: Apaloderma vittatum (bar-tailed trogon)
Lineage: Eukaryota; Metazoa; Chordata; Aves; Trogoniformes; Trogonidae
Gene: CFAP251
Product: WD repeat domain 66
Exons: 20
Coding region: 1-2973 (990 amino acids)
Cellular component (GO): sperm flagellum
Molecular function (GO): protein binding
Source: RefSeq, a predicted model, not a curated record